UGAAAUUACUUUAGGUGUUUUAACACAUUCUGCCCAGGCUCUUCUUAUAUAAAGAUAAUAUAACAAAACUCCGUCUUUGAAUGGUCACGUUGGCAAAAAUGAGUGCUGAAGGAUACCAGUAUAGAGCCUUGUAUGAGUAUAAAAAAGAACGGGAAGAAGAUAUUGACUUGCAUGUGGGGGACAUAUUAACUGUAAAUAAAGGGUCCUUAGUAGCACUUGGAUUCAGUGAUGGGGAAGAAGCAAAGCCUGAUGAAAUUGGUUGGUUAAAUGGCUAUAAUGAAACAACGGGAGAAAGAGGUGACUUUCCAGGAACUUAUGUAGAAUAUAUUGGAAGAAAAAGAAUUUCACCUCCUACCCCAAAACCUCGGCCACCCCGACCUCUUCCUGUAGCUCCAGGCUCUUCAAAACUGGAAACAGAUAAUGAACAACAAGGUUUUACACUUCUAGAUCUCACAGAGCAGUUUUCCUCUCCUGCUGUUGCUCCACCAAUCCUUAUCAAAUUAGUGGAAGCUAUUGAGAAAAAAGGUCUGGAAUGUCCAACUUUGUACAGAACCCAGAGCUCAAGCAGCUUAGCUGAACUCCGGCAGCUUCUUGAUUGUGAUGCCUCUUCAGUGGACUUUGAUGUGAUUGAUGUACAGGUCCUCUCAGAUGCUUUCAAGAGAUAUCUCUUGGACCUGCCAAAUCCUGUCAUUCCUGGGACGAUUUACAGUGAAAUGAUUUCUGUAGCACAAGAACUGCAGAACUCAGAAGAGAAUGUCCAGAUGCUAAAGAAGCUUAUGAGGACUCCUCACAUACCUCAUCAGCACGGGCUCACGCUUCAGUAUUUGUUAAAACAUUUCUUCAAACUCUGCCAGGCCUCCAGCAAAAAUCUUUUGAAUGCAAGAUCUCUCUCUGAAAUUUUCAGCCCUAUGCUUUUCAGAUUUCCAAUCACAGGCUCUGAUAAUGCCGAACACCUCAUAAAAACUAUAGAACUUUUAAUCUCUAGUGAAUGGAAUGACCGACAGCCUGCACCAGCACUGCCUCCUAAGCCACCCAAACCCACUACUGUAACAGCUAACAACGGUAUGAAUAACAAUAUGUCCUUACAAGAUGCCGAAUGGUACUGGGGAGACAUCUCAAGGGAAGAAGUCAAUGAAAAGCUGCGUGAUACAGCAGAUGGCACCUUUUUGGUACGAGAUGCAUCCACCAAAAUGCAUGGGGACUAUACUCUUACACUUAGGAAAGGAGGAAAUAACAAAUUAAUCAAAAUAUUUCACCGAGAUGGGAAGUAUGGCUUCUCUGACCCAUUGACUUUCAACUCUGUGGUUGAACUGAUAAACCACUACCGGAAUGAAUCUCUAGCUCAGUAUAAUCCCAAGCUGGAUGUGAAAUUACUUUAUCCAGUUUCCAAGUACCAACAGGAUCAAGUUGUAAAAGAGGAUAGUAUUGAAGCUGUAGGAAAGAAAUUACAUGAAUAUAACACUCAAUUCCAAGAAAAAAGCAGAGAAUAUGACAGACUGUAUGAAGAUUAUACCCGUACAUCUCAGGAAAUCCAAAUGAAAAGAACAGCAAUUGAAGCAUUUAAUGAAACAAUAAAGAUAUUUGAAGAACAAUGCCAAACCCAGGAACGGUACAGCAAAGAAUAUAUAGAAAAGUUUAAACGUGAAGGAAAUGAAAAAGAAAUACAAAGGAUUAUGCAUAAUUAUGAAAAGUUAAAGUCUCGAAUCAGUGAAAUUGUGGACAGUAGACGAAGGUUGGAGGAGGAUUUGAAAAAGCAAGCAGCUGAGUAUCGAGAGAUUGACAAACGGAUGAACAGCAUCAAGCCAGAUCUUAUUCAGUUGAGGAAGACAAGGGACCAAUACUUGAUGUGGUUGACUCAAAAAGGUGUUCGACAAAAGAAGUUGAAUGAAUGGCUGGGCAAUGAAAAUACAGAAGACCAAUAUUCAAUGGUGGAAGAUGAUGAGGAUUUGCCGCACCAUGACGAGAGGACAUGGAACGUGGGAAGCAGCAACAGGAGCAAAGCAGAGAACCUCUUGCGGGGCAAACGAGAUGGCACUUUCCUGGUUCGAGAGAGCAGCAAACAGGGUUGCUUUGCUUGCUCUGUAGUGGUGGAUGGUGAAGUAAAGCACUGUGUGAUAAACAAAACCCCAACGGGGUAUGGAUUUGCAGAGCCAUAUAAUUUGUACAACUCUUUGAAAGAGCUGGUGCUACAUUACCAACACACGUCCCUUGUCCAGCACAACGACUCUCUCAAUGUCACCCUAGCCUACCCAGUCAAUGCACAGCAGAGGCGAUGAAGAGCUCGUACUGUCUCUUUACCUAAAAAGUUCCACGAUAUUGAGGCCUCUGGAAAGCCAAGGGCUCCCCCCAGCCCCCUCAGCCUAACCUGUGAUUUUGAGCUGCAGAAACAAAGCUGUCUGUCUUCAGAUAGGACUAGAGCUUUCUUCGGGGCAGGGAAAAAAGGAUGCGGGGGGAGAACGCAGCCUUGAGCUGUGACCGUACGUUUCUAAUCCGGAGUGGGUUUUUUGUUUUUGUUUUUGUUUUUGAAUUUAAAAAACCCGAAGAGGAAAAAAAAUGCUAAAUCUCUGCCUGCAGGGACAUAGAGGCCUUUAACUCACAUGGUGCUUGUUUACGCUUUCUGAAGCUUUACCAGCCUGACGUUUGGACUGUGUGGACCGAGGGGCAGGCAGGGCUCGGCAGCCCUGCUUUGAGAAUCGAUCAGUCCAGCCUGGAUUGGAUUUUGGCAAGUCACUGUGCUCGGUGGACCCAGACACACACACACAGCACUGUGGAUUAUUUCAUUUUUCUGAUGAAUGAACGGAGGAACGAAUGAAUAUGUAGCAGAAAGACACUUCCACUUAUAAGGAACACUUUAAAGGGACACUUUAAGAGAACUUCAGUUCACAUCUGUUCAGAGGAAUUGCUUAUAGUAGCCAAGUGCCAGGAAGUGUUUUGUUUAGACUUUAAAACAAAACAAAAAAAAGGAAGAAAAACUACACCACCACCACCAAAUCACCCAGUUUUGAGAAAUUGAGCAUUGAAAACAUGACUUUAAAUGAAAUACAGUAUAUAUAAAAUAUGUACAUAAUAUCAGAAGACUAACUAUCGAAUAGAUAGCUCCUAUCAAAACAAAACAGCUUCUCUUUUCUUUUGUUUUGCUGAAAGCUAAAUCCUUAGUGCUAUGCAAUUCUUCGUUUUCAUUAAGUUGUAUUUCAAUUUUAAAUGUACCUUCAGAAUAAGCUCCCCCUCUUCCGGGUUUUGUUGCUUGAAAAUGUUGUUUCCUCUGAUUUUUUUUUAUUAAUAUUCAUUUUGUUAUUUUUUUUAAAGAAAGAAAUGUACAGGUUGCCAGUAAAAAUUGGCUUCAGAAUUAAAAUUAUGAAAUAUUUUACAAUUUUCCUUGUACAGAAUACUUGGCUGUUAGCCCAAGGUUAAAAAGUUCAUAACAGAUUUUUGGACUAAAUGUUUUGUUGGGCAGUGCCUGAUAAGCUUCAAAGCUGCUUUAUUCAAUAAAAAAAAUAUAUGAAUAUUACAAAGUA
Gracilinanus agilis (Agile Gracile Mouse Opossum) is the source of this 3515-nucleotide messenger RNA. RefSeq names its product phosphoinositide-3-kinase regulatory subunit 1 (gene PIK3R1). The transcript is spliced from 15 exons. Gene Ontology annotation, cellular component: phosphatidylinositol 3-kinase complex. The record is from RefSeq and is a predicted model, not a curated record. NCBI's taxonomy places the organism in Eukaryota, Metazoa, Chordata, Mammalia, Didelphimorphia, Didelphidae. Gene Ontology annotation, biological process: insulin receptor signaling pathway; phosphatidylinositol phosphate biosynthetic process. Bases 81 to 2276 code for a protein of 731 amino acids. Gene Ontology annotation, molecular function: protein binding; 1-phosphatidylinositol-3-kinase regulator activity.